Cyclopterus lumpus (lumpfish) is the source of this 1501-nucleotide messenger RNA. It is a transcript of the gene lrrc74b, whose product is annotated as leucine rich repeat containing 74B. Gene Ontology annotation, molecular function: protein binding. Bases 1 to 1365 code for a protein of 454 amino acids. The transcript is spliced from 10 exons. NCBI's taxonomy places the organism in Eukaryota, Metazoa, Chordata, Actinopteri, Perciformes, Cyclopteridae. The record is from RefSeq and is a predicted model, not a curated record.
AUGGUUCAUGGGAAGAAGUUGGCCGCCGACCCGCCGCCGCCUUCUGAGCUGGAGGACGAUGACGCGGGAGCAGGAAGUGAGACGCUGCAGCUGGAAGAGGUAGGAAGCGGAUCGCCCCGGGGCCCAAGUUCUGCAAAGGGAAUCGCCAACCGGCAGGAGCGUCCGCUCUCCGGCUGUGAGGAGCCACCAAGUCUCCCUUUCUCCUUCUCCAUCCAGCGAAGAGGGAGCCGGACGGGGGUCGACGUGCGUGGGCCAGGUGUGCUAGACGGAGGUGAAGAAGAAGAGGACGAGGAGGAGGAGCUGGGAGGAGGAGGAGAGCGUGAGAUCUCCCAUGAGGACUACGACACCGACUUGGAGCUCGGCGAUGAGGAGGCGGCGUAUGACCCGACGGGUCAGACGCGCUACGCGGAGGCGUGCCGAGCGUUACAGGUGGCGCCGGCCUCUUGCUUCCUGCGGCGCAUGCGAAGCAGCGAGCUGUCCAUGAUGCACCGGGGUCUGGGGCCUCAGGGCACCAAAGCGCUGUCAGUUCCCCUGGUAACCAACACUUCAAUACUCAGGCUGAACCUGCGGGAUAAUUGGAUGGAAGGAAUGGGCGGAGCUGCCAUAGCCGAGAUGUUAAAGGAAAAUUGUUACAUUACAGAGGUGGACCUGUCCGACAACAAUCUCGGGGAUUAUGGGGCCAGAGCCGUCGCCGGCAUGCUGAGGGCCAACGGCACCCUGCUGAGCCUCAAUCUGUCCGGGAACCGGUUCACGGACCAGUCGGUCGAGCACCUCGGACCGGCGCUGGUCGCCAACUCCAAACUGCGGCACCUCGACCUCAGCCACAACUCUCUGGGAGAGCGUGCAGGCAAACACCUGGGAGACUCUGUGUCAGAGAACACGGGGCUGAGAUCACUCAGUCUGGCCUGGAACGGCAUUCGAGGGAGAGGAGCUGUGAUGUUGGCCAAUGGUCUCGGGGGAAACAUUUCCCUCAGAGCGGUGGAUCUGACGUUUAACGGCUUCGGUAAAGAAGGAGCCGUGGCUUUGGGACGGGCUCUGAAAGAGAACAACGCUCUGGAGGAGUUGAACGUGAGUAGCAACCGAAUCCCCCCUGAAGGAGCUAUCCACCUAGCCAUGGGCCUCAAAGUAAACAAGACAAUCAAAUCCCUGAAGGUGGGGAGGAACCCCAUCCAGAAUGCUGGGUGCUAUGGGAUCCUCCAGUCUCUGCAGGAAAACCCAAAUUCAGCCAUGGAGAAGUUAGACUUUUCGGACGUCACGGUGAACCAGGAUUUUGAAGAUUUGUACACGGCGGUGAAAGAAAUGUUCCCCGCGCUUACAGUAAAUCACGGGGGCAGAAUUGGCGUAUUCAAAAAAGCAAAAGCUUGAAAAGUGUUACUGUAAUUGCUGUACUCUCAUGCCAGGGAAGAUGGAAGGAGUCUCUCGUCGAAGCCCUGCGGACGUUUUCAUCAUCGACGGAUGAACCAGAGUGUGGGAUGCAUGCGGAGAUAUCAUUUAUUAAAGU